Messenger RNA from Homarus americanus (American lobster), 538 nucleotides. RefSeq names its product cytochrome c oxidase subunit 6A, mitochondrial-like. Bases 56 to 379 code for a protein of 107 amino acids. The record is from RefSeq and is a predicted model, not a curated record. Gene Ontology annotation, biological process: mitochondrial electron transport, cytochrome c to oxygen. The transcript has 3 exons. NCBI's taxonomy places the organism in Eukaryota, Metazoa, Arthropoda, Malacostraca, Decapoda, Nephropidae. Gene Ontology annotation, molecular function: enzyme regulator activity. Gene Ontology annotation, cellular component: mitochondrial inner membrane.
CAAAAAGCUCUCAAUUGCCCCCGGAGUCACAGCACCCCUGCACAGCUGAUCAACGAUGGCCGCCUCGCUCUCUUCUCUCGUUCGCAGGACUAUUACCACAGCCGUACGAAAUGCUUCUUCAAGUGGGGGAGGGGCCCACGCUCACGAUGGUGGAUAUAAGCAGUGGAAGAUGGUUUCCAUUCUAGUUGCAAUGCCUGCAAUUGCACUGUGCAUGGCAAAUGCUAUCCUUUCAGAACAUGAACACAGGCCAGAUUUUGUUGCAUAUGAACACCUACGCCUCCGCAAUAAGCGCUUCCCUUGGGGUGAUGGCAAGAAGUCACUUUUCCACAAUACCCAUUCCAAUGCUCUCCCUGAAGGCUAUGAAGAUGAGGAACAUUAAGAACUUCCCAGUAAAGUAUUCCAUAGAAGUAAUUUAAAUUAUCUCAUGUCUGUGUAAUGACAACACUCUUGUACAUAACAUGAAAUACAUUUACGAAUUCGUAAUAUGUGGGCCUUUGAUUUUUUUUAUGAUGACAUGAAAUAAAAUGUAAUAUAUUGA